Messenger RNA from Candidula unifasciata, 1299 nucleotides. The record is from the annotation of a GenBank genome assembly. Lineage: Eukaryota; Metazoa; Mollusca; Gastropoda; Stylommatophora; Geomitridae.
AUGUCGAAACCAGCAUACAAAGUCGCUGACAUUACUUUGGCCGAGUGGGGACGCAGAGCACUUGAGAUUGCCGAGAAUGAGAUGCCUGGUCUGAUGAAGAUGAGGAAGAUGUAUGGAGAAAGCAAGCCACUGAAGGGUGCUCGCAUUGCCGGUUGUCUCCACAUGACCAUCCAGACUGGUGUUCUCAUUGAGACAUUGCUAGAGCUCGGAGCUGAGGUCCAGUGGUCCAGCUGCAACAUUUUCUCCACACAAGACCACGCUGCAGCAGCUAUUGCCAAGACCGGAGUGCCAGUGUAUGCAUGGAAAGGUGAAACAGACGAGGAAUACAUCUGGUGUAUUGAACAGACUCUGAUCUUCCCCGACGGGCAGCCACUGAAUAUGAUCCUAGAUGAUGGUGGCGACCUCACCAAUCUUGUUCACAGCAAAUACCCACAUUUUCUAGAAGGUGUCAAGGGCAUUUCUGAGGAAACAACAACCGGGGUCCACAACCUUUACAAAAUGUACGCAGCAGGUGACCUCAAGGUGCCAGCAAUCAACGUUAACGACUCCGUCACAAAGAGCAAGUUUGACAAUCUGUAUGGUUGUCGUGAAUCCUUAGUGGAUGGCAUCAAGAGAGCCACAGACGUGAUGCUGGCUGGCAAGGUGGCCUGUGUGGCUGGGUACGGUGAUGUCGGCAAGGGCUGUGCUCAGGCUCUGCGAGCUUUCGGUGCUAGGGUCAUCAUCACAGAGAUUGAUCCCAUCAACGCAUUGCAGGCGGCCAUGGAGGGAUAUGAGGUUGCAACAAUUGAAGACACACUGAAAGAAGCCCGUAUCUUUGUGACAUCUACCGGAUGCAAAGAUAUCAUCAGACCCGAGCAUCUAGAGAACAUGUUGGAGGACACAAUCGUCUGCAACAUCGGCCACUUUGAUUGUGAGAUUGACGUUUCCUGGCUCAACGCCAACUGCGCCAAGAAAGAGCAGGUCUCACCCCAGGUUGAUCGCUACACAAUGAAGAGCGGACGUCACCUGAUUCUUCUGGCCGAGGGGCGCCUGGUAAAUCUGGGUUGUGCCCACGGACACCCAAGUUUUGUGAUGAGCAACUCUUUCACCAACCAGGUGCUAGCUCAGAUUGAGCUGUGGACCAAGACCUCCAGUUACAGCGUGGGAGUUCACAUGCUGCCAAAGAAGUUGGACGAAGCUGUUGCUGCUGCCCACCUGGAACAUCUGGGAGUGCGACUGACCAAACUGACCAAGGACCAGUCCACAUACCUGGGAAUUCCACAGGAAGGACCCUUCAAGCCAGACCACUACAGAUAUUAA